GUGUUGACAGUAAAUAUAAAAUUCAUUUUGUUUAUCUCUGCUGGUUGCUGGUUCUAGUCUAGGUUAAGAAAAAUAAUGAAGUCUCUUUAAAUUUAUAAAUAAAAAUGACAAAUGAAGAAGAGUUUAUAAAUUAUGAUAAUGAAAUUGAAGAGGAUGAUGAUGAAUUUGAUGAUGAAGAGGAAGAAGAAAUUUUAGUUUAUGUUGACUUCGAAGGUAUAUCUGAGUCUAAUAUUUUUUGUGAUGAAAAACUUCAAUUGGAUAUGAUUGGAUUGGAUAUGGAGCAUCCAAUUAUGCAGAUUAAUGGAAAACAUUACGAAGGAACGUAUGAGGAUGACGUAGGUACGAGUUUAUUUUUCGAAAAAGAUCCUAAUCCACCUGUUGGUGAUCCAGUGUUUGAUAAACCGAUAAAUAUAAAAUACUUUGGAAAAGUUGAUAAAAUUUUAAAGAUGAAGAGAAUUUUUGUCAAGCCAAGACUUGAAGUCUUGGGUGAUUCCGAACAUUCAAGUUGUAUUCCUAAUAUUAAAACCCUUAAGGACUUUGGGAUUCCUCCUAGUUAUCAAGAUAAAGCUUUGAAACUUUGGACGGAAAAAAGAAACGAACGAUUAAAUGCAAUGGAUGAAUAUUUAGAAAAACAAAAACAACGUGAAGAAAAACGACAGCAAGGUAUUGAACCAGACUCUGAAUCAGAUGAUGAUAAUCCAUUUGCUAUAUUUAAAGUUGAAAAUACAAAUGAUCCCUUAAUUGAUGCCAAUACUAGUUCGAUAAAUGAAACAAAUAAUGAGAUAAAUCUGACUAAUGAUAGCGGUAACGAUAAUGAUAACCAGCAAUUUACGGUAAUAGAUCCGGGACCAUCAACAUCCAAAGAUAGUAUUCCUUGGGUUAAUCCAAAAACGGAAAGCAACUCUGACCAAAAUAAUGAAUCGAUAAAUCAUAUAAAUCAUGGUCAUAUUGAAAUCGUACCCAUAAGAGUGUGUCCCAAAAGACUUCCUAAAAAAGUUAAAUGUACAAAAAGUGGUGAAGUAGUUACUGAAGAUGAGGUACAAAAAAUUUUAAAUCGUGACCCGGAUGAUGUUGUUAUUGACAGUUUGCUUGCCAAUAAAGGAACAAGUGAUGUCACAAUUGAUGAUAAUGAUAAUGCUGAUGAUAAUGAAGACGAAUUGAAUAGCACUGAGUUAUCUGAUAAGCCGGAAGUAAUAAUGGAAGAUAGAAAAACAGUUAAAGAGAAAAAACGAGAGGCCAAGAUGAAAGAAAUAACAGAUAGGCUUAAGAAAAAAGCUGCCGAUGAAAAAAUUUAUUCUAAUACAUAAUAAAAAAAUUUUAAU
Messenger RNA from Microplitis demolitor, 1322 nucleotides. RefSeq lists its product as uncharacterized. The record is from RefSeq and is a predicted model, not a curated record. Gene Ontology annotation, cellular component: transcription factor TFIIIC complex. Gene Ontology annotation, biological process: transcription by RNA polymerase III. Lineage: Eukaryota; Metazoa; Arthropoda; Insecta; Hymenoptera; Braconidae. The coding region runs from base 105 to 1307 and encodes 400 amino acids. The transcript has 3 exons.